This is a messenger RNA of Macaca mulatta (Rhesus monkey), 871 nucleotides long. RefSeq names its product chromosome 20 C16orf74 homolog (gene CLMB). The record is from RefSeq and is a predicted model, not a curated record. NCBI's taxonomy places the organism in Eukaryota, Metazoa, Chordata, Mammalia, Primates, Cercopithecidae.
CGCCGCCCUCCAGGAGCGGGGCGGGACCGCGGGAGGCGCGCGGCGGCCCGAGCGCCGGCCGGGCCAUGACCCCCGCUGCUCUCUCUUGCAGGCUCGUCGCCGCGGCCCCCCGAGCCAGACCGCCGCCGCCACCACCAGCGCCCGGGCGGGCCUCGCGCGCCCCGGGCGCGGCUCCGCAGUGAGCCCACCAGGAAGGAAGCGGCCUGCAGAGGCGCCAGCAUGGGGCUUAAGAUGUCCUGCCUGAAAGGCUUUAAAAUGUGUGUCAGCAGCAGCAGCAGCAGCCACGAAGAGGCCCCCGUCCUGAACGACAAGCACCUGGAUGUGCCCGACAUCAUCAUCACGCCCCCCACCCCCACAGGCAUGAUGCUGCCGAGGGACUCGGGGAACACAGUCUGGUUGGAUGAGACAGGGUCGUGCCCGGAUGAUGGAGAACUCGACCCAGAAGCCUGAGGAGGUGUCGUGGAUUUGUCUGGUGGGCUCCUGCUGCGGGGUCCCAGCUUCAGGUGUCCGGGGGCGUGGCUGCCUGGAGCAGGUGUGCUGAAUACCUUGGAUGGGAACUGAGCGAAUUUGGGUCUCCGCUGGGAGAGAUGUGGCAGGACCAGCGAGGAAUCCAGCCUGCCUGCUUCCGGAACAGUGUUUCCCGACCCUGCUGAGUGGACUGGACCUCUGACACCUCCAGGGUCUUGCUGACUCCAGCCUGGUGCAAGGGAGCUCCAUGGUCCUGGCUGUUGGGGUCCCAGGGAGAGGCUCUCUUCAGGACAAACACACCUUCCCAGCCCCACGGGCUGUGCAAAUACGUGCCCCUGCCAUAAGCACAAACAAGAACUUCUUGCAGGUGGAGUGGCUGUUUUUUUUUUUUUUUUUUUUUUUU